AUGAAACUUGGUCAUCUAGUUGACGAUGGAUACAAAGAUUGGAAGAAUAUCAGUCGAUGUCUCAAUCUUCAUGAAACUAGUAAAGAUCAUAUUGAUUGCAUGACUAGUUGGAUUGAAUUAGAAAGAAGACUUCGAAAGAAAAAGACAAUUGAUGAAAAUAUACAAGUAGCAAUUAACAAGGAGAGAGAACAUUGGAAACAAGUAUUGAAGAGAAUAAUUGUAGUUGUGCAAAGAAUUGCGAAGAAUAACUUGGCACUUCGAGGAGAUAAUGAGAAGUUUUAUGUUGAGAAUAAUGGAAUCUUUUUGCAGCUAAUUGAAAUGAUUGCUGAAUUUGAUCUAAUAAUGGAGGAGCACCUUCGGCGUGUUCAAGAAAGGCAGAUUCAUUACACUUAUCUUGGACCCAAAAUCCAAAAUGAAUUAAUACAGAUGUUGGCAGCUGAAGUAAAAAGUUCAAUUGUUGCAAAAAUUAAACAUGAAAAGUAUUUCACUGUCAUACUUGAUUACACUCCAGAUGCAAGUCAUGAGGAGUAG
Zingiber officinale is the source of this 531-nucleotide messenger RNA. Its product is annotated as zinc finger MYM-type protein 1-like. NCBI's taxonomy places the organism in Eukaryota, Viridiplantae, Streptophyta, Magnoliopsida, Zingiberales, Zingiberaceae. The transcript has a single exon. The record is from RefSeq and is a predicted model, not a curated record. The coding region runs from base 1 to 531 and encodes 176 amino acids.